Messenger RNA from Cynara cardunculus var. scolymus (artichoke), 1518 nucleotides. Its product is annotated as mitochondrial import inner membrane translocase subunit TIM50. The record is from RefSeq and is a predicted model, not a curated record. The transcript is spliced from 11 exons. Gene Ontology annotation, molecular function: phosphoprotein phosphatase activity. Lineage: Eukaryota; Viridiplantae; Streptophyta; Magnoliopsida; Asterales; Asteraceae. Bases 155 to 1255 code for a protein of 366 amino acids.
AGCUUUUCUAUAACAAGCCGCCGGCGCUCUGCUCGCAAUUACCGCCACCGCUCUCACGCGCAAGCCCUAUGUCAGUUGGCUGCUGAACGCCUCUCCAUACACACAGGAAGGAGCAUUGACGCUGAGAACCGAAGAAUUUUUGUUAUAGAAAGCAAUGUCGAUGGUUACUAGAUCUAGACGCAUUUUCUCCAUUGUUCUGAAAAGCAACAAGAAUUGUCGCUUCAAUUCAAGUGUUACUGCAAAUGCUUCCAAAGAACCUAUCAUCUCUUCGUCUAUCCUCAGUGAUCAGUCUACAUCUUCAAUUCCACCUCCGCCUCCACCACCUACGCCUCCAAAAAGUGCACCAGCGGGCGGAGGAGGUGGGCAACCAUGGAGUUUCCUCAAGUAUACAUUAAUUGCAGCACUUACUGGAGGUGUUGUCACCGCUGGUGUUGCAACCCUGGCAUACACUUUAGAAGAUGUUGAUGAGAAGACAAGGGAUUUGCGUGCAUCAGCAAAAGUUUCUAUAGGCGAUGAUAUGUCUUCUUUUGAUAAAUUUCAAGCUAUGCUAAAAUCAGCUGCAAUGACAGUUCCUGCCAAGUUAGUCGAGCUUUAUUUGGAUCUGCGUGCAUCUACAGAAGAACAUGUUCGAGGUUUUACUGAACCUUCGUCAGAGAAGCUCCUUCCAGAUUUGCACCCACAGGAGCAGCACGUGUUCACUUUGGUUUUGGACUUAAACGAAACUCUAUUAUACUCUGAUUGGAAGCGUGAUCGAGGUUGGAGAACAUUUAAAAGACCAGGAGUUGAUGACUUUUUGGAGCACUUAGCUCAAUUUUAUGAAAUCAUAGUGUAUUCUGAUCAGCAGGCCAUGUAUGUUGAUCCUAUUGUUGAUAGAUUGGAUGGAAAGCACUGCAUAAGGUAUAGGCUAUCAAGGGCUGCAACUAGAUAUCAAGAUGGCAAGCAUUAUAGAGACUUGUCAAAGCUCAACAGAGAUCCCUCAAGGAUUCUGUAUGUGAGUGGUAAUGCUCUUGAGAGUUGUCUUCAGCCGGAGAACUGUGUACCAGUAAAACCAUGGAAAUGUGAAGCUGAUGACACAGCACUUGUGGAUCUUAUACCAUUUCUUGAAUAUGUUGCACGGCAUAGGCCUGCUGAUAUUCGACCUGUUUUAUCGUCAUAUCACGGACAUGAUAUAGCCAGAGAGUUUAUCGAACGUUCUAAAGAACAUCAGAGGAGAAUGCAGGAGCAGAAGCAACACGGGCGUUUGUGGCGACGCUGAUACAUGAGAAGAUGCAGAUGGCCUAAAUCUAUUGAAAAUGGUUUACUACUUCGACUUUUAUGAUAAAUGUUUUUUUGUUUUACUAUUAUCAUAUAAUAUACCAACCAAAGCAUUUAGUUAGUGGGAUUGGAUUGGACCAUCUCAUUCAUAUCUUGCCUGCCUGCCUGCCUGCCAUGACCAUUUUUGGAUUCCCCAAGUUCCUUGAGAAUAAAUUCUCGUACAUGGCUGCCUUCUAUUUUGCAUAUUCAAGUAGUUGGAGGUUU